CAUUUCUGUCUUGCUUGGCCUUUGAUAUCUUUCACCUUUUGUGUCACCCAAACCUCUUUGCAACCUCCUACAGCUUACCCGUCUCGAUUAUCAGGAAGCAUCCAGCCCCAUCGCUACUAGUAGCAUAUCUGCUGCAUUUUCAGCCGAUUUAAAUUACGCAAAAGGCCAGAUUAAAACGGCCACCCAGCGUCCUCCUUUUAUCUCGGCCACCUUGUGCAAAGGCGCUGGCGCAUCGUCGUUGGAGUUAUCAAUACUACACACCACAGUCGUCAUUUCAUCAUGGCUACAGCAUCAGUCUCAACACCAAUCAAAUCCCACGCCGGGCUCUUUUCGUCUCGCACCGCAGGCGGGCGGAUGCCAUUGACUCCAUCACCGUGUCAACGUUCUUCCUUGGUCAACAUCAGCUCGUCGCCAUUCACCCCCGAGACAGCCAGCAAUGACGCCCACCGGGCACCGUCCACAUCGGUUUACGGUGGCAACUUGGCCGCUCAUUUUGCCAAGUCUACCAAGAACCACCGUGACUCGCCCAAGUCAAACAUUGCCCGGGUUGCGCCAACCCCUCGCAAGGUCCUUGAACUCGGAGUGUCGGAUUUCACACUGAGGGGCACCGGUGCCCACAUGAAAACUUCUCCCAGCUCCAAGGACAAGAAACCUGUUGCCGUCAAGAAGCAGACGAGCAAGUCGAGGAUAACCUACAAUAGCGAUCGGUUCAUCCCUAACCGGUCCGCGAGCUCGGCCAUCUCCAAUUCCGGAUCUAUGAAGGCCAGAGCCCGUGAGGGCCAGCAGCGGCCGAGAAGUGGCGAGGCGUCGGCAGUCCUUGCAUCCGCCGCUGACGACGCGCUCGCCGCCCUCGAGGGGCUCAACAUCAAUGACGACGAACCACCCUCGUACUCGCGCCCCUCGCCUGGUACGGUUGCUUAUCGGGAGACGCUGGCAGAUGCUUGUGGCGUGAACCUGAACACGCGCAUCCUUGAGUUUAAGCCGGCCCCUCCCGAGGCAUCGAAGCCUAUCGAUUUGCGCCAACAGUACAACCGCCCGCUGAAGCCGGCAAAUGGCUCAUCUGCACAGUUCAGACGCCGCAUCGCCACUGCUCCGGAGCGUGUUCUGGAUGCCCCCGGUCUCAUUGACGACUACUACCUCAACCUCCUCGACUGGAGUUCGGGCAACCAGGUUGCCAUCGGACUCGAGCGCAACGUCUACGUUUGGUCGGCCGACGAAGGCACUGUGAGCUGCCUGCUAGAGACGAGCCCGGAUACGUACGUUAGCAGCGUCAAGUGGUCUGGGGACGGCGCGUACGUGGGCGUCGGCCUUGGGACCGGAGAAGUCCAGAUCUGGGACGUCGCCGAGGGCGUCAAGAUCCGCAGCAUGUACGGCCAUGACACUCGGGUCGGUGUCAUGGGCUGGAGCAAGCACAUCCUGUCCACUGGCGCCAGGAGUGGUCUCGUUUUCAAUCACGAUGUUCGUAUUGCGGAGCACAAAGUGGCCGAGCUUGUAUCGCACACCUCGGAGGUUUGCGGCCUGGAGUGGCGCUCGGAUGGCGCUCAGCUUGCCACGGGCGGCAAUGACAAUCUCGUGUCCAUCUGGGAUGCCCGGUCCCUUGCCGUCCCCAAGUUCACCAAGACCAACCACAAGGCGGCUGUCAAGGCUAUCGCCUGGUGCCCGUGGAACAUGAAUUUGCUGGCGACGGGAGGCGGCUCGUACGAUCGUCAUAUCCACUUCUGGAAUUCCACAUCCGGCGCCCGCGUCAACAGUAUCGACACCGGCUCGCAGGUCACCAGUCUCCGCUGGAGUACCCACUACCGCGAGAUUGUCAGCACUAGCGGUUUCCCUGACAACUCGCUGAGCAUUUGGAGCUACCCUACACUCGUCCGCAAUGUCGAGAUUCCGGCGCACGAGAGCAGAGUUCUCCACAGUUGCCUCAGCCCUGACGGUCAGAUGCUGGCCACAGCUGCCGCCGAUGAGAGCCUUAAGUUCUGGAAGAUCUUUGAGAAGAAGCCUGGCACUAGCUCGAGCGCCGGAAUGGGUCUGUCUUCCAAGGUUACCACGCCCAAGCACAUGACGAUCCGCUAGAUGUCAUGCUGUACGGGCAGAGUCUUCAGGAUCAGCCAAAGUCGAGGACGAUCGUUCAACCAACGGUAGGUAUACAUGAUUCCCUUCUGAGCAACACACGGUCAAGGCAUCAUCGGAUGGGGUUCCUGCAAUUUGAUGGGUUUAAGCGCGGCGUUGGGGGGUUUGGACUCUCCGGUCAUGCAUAUAAGGGCUCUCUCAUGCAGGGAUGGAUGGGCAUCGGCUUGGUCAUUAAGUUAUGAACGGACACUGGGGACAUAAAAUUGUUGGGUUAUCUGCACUGAGUUUUUUUUCUGCAUCCGUCGAAUCAGGUCAACACCGAAUUGUAAGAAUGAUUGUAAUAAUAAGGGGGGAACACUGGCGCGGGAAAUGGAAGUACGGAUUGUUAAUACACAGCAAAUGGUGGCCAG
Molecule: messenger RNA, 2477 nt
Organism: Thermothelomyces thermophilus ATCC 42464
Lineage: Eukaryota; Fungi; Ascomycota; Sordariomycetes; Sordariales; Chaetomiaceae
Exons: 2
Coding region: 280-2070 (596 amino acids)
Biological process (GO): positive regulation of anaphase-promoting complex-dependent catabolic process; anaphase-promoting complex-dependent catabolic process; positive regulation of ubiquitin protein ligase activity
Cellular component (GO): anaphase-promoting complex
Molecular function (GO): protein binding; anaphase-promoting complex binding; ubiquitin ligase activator activity
Source: RefSeq, a predicted model, not a curated record